Messenger RNA from Daldinia childiae, 1632 nucleotides. Its product is annotated as Fumitremorgin C synthase. NCBI's taxonomy places the organism in Eukaryota, Fungi, Ascomycota, Sordariomycetes, Xylariales, Hypoxylaceae. The coding region runs from base 1 to 1632 and encodes 543 amino acids. The record is from RefSeq and is a predicted model, not a curated record. Gene Ontology annotation, molecular function: iron ion binding; heme binding; oxidoreductase activity, acting on paired donors, with incorporation or reduction of molecular oxygen. The transcript has 4 exons.
AUGCAACUGUUUACGCCGGCAAUCCUCUGUGCCGCCAUCGUCGGCGUGGUAGCCUUCCACUUGGUUAAAUUAUACAGAGAAAUUAACCAUCCACGUAAGAUACCCGGUCCGACCUUACUACCAUAUAUCGGUCGUAUACAUGACCUUCCGAUCCAGUAUAUGUGGUUGAAGUUCAAGGAAUGGGCCGAUCUGUAUAGCGGCACGGAUGGCUACUACUUCACGGAGAUGCUCGGGGCAAAAUUCUUAAUUGUCACGAAAGAGAAGGUGGCCGAAGAGCUCUUGGUGAAGCGUGCGAAAUACAACUCGGACAGACCAAUGGUAAGAUCUCUAUUCGACUCGAAGAGUACGCAUGGAUCGAUGGAAUAUCUCCCCCUAAUGGGAAAGAACCAGUACUGGUCUCGGCAACGUAAAUUCACCCAUUCCUACCUGACAGAAGCGAGCAACGCUCACUACUACGGUGUUAUGUACCAUGAGGCUAAACGCUGGCUCGCUCGGCUGAUCGAGGACCCUGACAACUUCGAAUUCUCCUUGGAGGAUAUGUCAUCUAAGGUUAUGUGCCAGCUAGCUUGGGAUGAUACGGAUCUCAGCGAAGCCUGCACAAAGAGCGCAUGGGGCCUUCUAACACAGAUGUCGCCAGCCGGGCCCAUCACUAAUGUCAUAACCCCUCUCUGGCAUCUACCCAAGAUGAUAAACCCCUGGAAAAUUGCCGAACGCAAGCGACACGACGAACAACAGGCGUGGUGGAUGGAACGCCUGACAAACACGCGCAACGCACUGGAACAGGGACGGCAGAGGGCCUGCUUCACCAGCCAAUAUCUCGAAAGAGGAGAAAAGCGCUCAAAUAUCUCUGGUGACUAUGAAGCUUCUUGCGUCAUAGGGAUGAUGGCUCUCGUCGGCAUCUUCACUGUAGUUGGCCCCUUGUCGUACUUCUUAGUAUCAAUGAUACAUCAUCCAAAGUGGCAAGCGGCAGUGCAGAAGGAAAUUGACGAAGCCUGCGAGGGACGGGUACCAACUCUGGACGACGCGCCUAAGCUUCCAGUCCUCCGAGCUUGCAUCAAGGAAACGAUGCGAUGGAAGCCAAACGUACCUACAGGCGUCGCGCAUGAGAUGGAGGCCGAUGAUGAAUUUCGCGGUCACUUUCUCCCUAAAGGAACAAGGAUACUUCCAUUAGACUGGGCAUUCCUUCGAGACCCAGAAAAAUAUCCUGACCCGGAUAACUUCCGACCCGAGCGUUGGUUGGAACCGGGAUGGCCGACGUAUCAGGAACCGCUUAGCAUGUAUCCUACCAUUAAAGGGAUGACGUCAUUCGGUUGGGGGCAGCGUCAGUGUCUAGGACAAUCGCUCACGCAAGACGAACUGAUCGUGGCUUGCGGCGCGCUCAGUUGGUGUUUCAACCUUAAAGCGAAGAAGGAUCCGAUCACAGGCCAGGAGAUACCGGUUCCUCACGACAAAUCAAACUCUCUACUGAUUAUCAAGCCCAAUUCCUUCCAGAUGGCUUUCGAACCUAGGAGCGAAGCCCGAAAGGAAGAGGCGCUUAAGCUAUGGGCUGAGUCUGACGCGAAAUAUCAGCAAGAAAAGGAAGAAUUCCUCAAAGCUGCCGAGAAGAAGAAUCAAACUAUAGAAGUUGUAUAA